Molecule: messenger RNA, 4191 nt
Organism: Lates calcarifer (barramundi perch)
Lineage: Eukaryota; Metazoa; Chordata; Actinopteri; Centropomidae
Product: serine/threonine-protein kinase 24
Exons: 11
Coding region: 725-2023 (432 amino acids)
Biological process (GO): protein phosphorylation
Molecular function (GO): protein kinase activity; ATP binding
Source: RefSeq, a predicted model, not a curated record
AAAGUGAGAGAGGAAACAAAAACACUGGCGUGCUAUCCGUGCCGUGGAUGCCAGACCUGUAGAGCUGUUGAAGACAAGUUGGUGCAAAGAUCAAAACUGUGUGGACGGUUUAUUCAAGACUCCGUUCUGUGUGUGACAUUUUCGGUAUGCAGACAAAUUGUGCUCCAAGCCAGCUCGCUGACAGAACGUUUGUCAAGUCGACUGCGUUGGCUAGCUAGCUAGUGAGCUAACCAUGUUAGCUAGCUGACAACACCGUUAGUGAGAGAAUACGCGUUCAGAGAGUGACAGUUAGGUAAUUGUGAAAUAAACAGUUGUUGCUCGUUUCUGAGAAGUAAAAUUUGUUGCAGCAGCAUAACAUCCCUGGGUGGGAAAUUUGGUUUCACGCACUAGUUAACGCUUAGCCAAGUGGCUAGCAAGCUAACAUUGCGGAUUUCUUGUUUGCAGCUUCAGAGAUAGCAUUAGCAAACGUCUGUUAGCUUGCUCAGCUGUUUUGGGUGACUUGGGGUUGUUCUGACACAGGAAAGGUACACCAGCGUGUGUGGGAAGGACAAAUUCCUCUCUACAUAAAAGUACCCGAGACGGUUUUCAGUAGGCCUGUGUAAACAGGUGCCCUAGAGGAUUGCUAACAUUAACGGUGCAACAGCCGGGACUGUAAACAUAAGUCAAGCCGAAGAGCUUUCAGCCCUGCGUUGUUGGACGAGGCGCACAUCUAGGCAGCAUCACCAUGGCCCAUUCUCCCGUCCAGGGUAACCUGCCAGGGAUGCAGAAUGCCAAAGUGGACCCGGAGGAGCUGUUCACCAAGCUGGAGCGCAUUGGCAAGGGUUCGUUUGGCGAAGUGUUCAAAGGAAUAGACAAUCGCACCCAGAAGGUAGUGGCCAUCAAGAUCAUAGACCUGGAGGAAGCAGAAGAUGAGAUUGAAGACAUCCAGCAGGAAAUCACAGUGCUGAGCCAGUGUGACAGCCCCUUUGUCACCAAGUACUACGGCUCAUACCUGAAGGACACAAAGCUAUGGAUCAUUAUGGAGUAUUUAGGUGGAGGCUCAGCAUUAGACUUGAUGGAGCCUGGAUCUCUGGACGAGACCCAGAUUGCCACAAUCCUGAGAGAGAUCCUCAAGGGCCUGGAGUAUCUGCACUCUGAGAAGAAAAUCCACAGGGAUAUCAAAGCUGCCAAUGUGCUGCUGUCCGAGCAAGGAGAGGUGAAGCUCGCAGACUUCGGGGUGGCCGGCCAGCUCACCGACACCCAGAUCAAACGCAACACCUUUGUUGGCACGCCCUUCUGGAUGGCCCCUGAGGUCAUCAAACAGUCGGCUUAUGACUCCAAGGCUGAUAUCUGGUCUCUAGGCAUCACAGCCAUUGAGUUGGCAAAAGGUGAGCCACCUCACUCAGAGCUCCAUCCUAUGAAGGUUUUAUUCCUCAUCCCAAAGAACAACCCGCCUACGCUGGAGGGAAACUACAGCAAACCACUUAAGGAGUUUGUUGAGGCCUGUCUCAACAAAGAGCCCAGUUUUAGGCCAACUGCCAAAGAGCUGUUGAAGCAUAAGCUGAUCGUUCGCCAUGCGAAAAAGACCUCCUAUCUGACUGAGCUGGUGGACAAGUACAAGAGGUGGAAGGCAGAGCAGUCUAGAACCACAGAGUCCAGUUCUGAUGAGUCUGACUCAGAGCAGGAUGGCCAGGCGUCGGGAGGGAACGACUUUGGCAGUGAUGACUGGAUAUUCACCAUUCGAGAGAAGGAUCCCAAGAAGCUGCAGAACGGAGAGGGACAGUCAGGGGCCACAGAUCAGACAAAAGACAUUCCAAAGAGGCCUUAUUCACAGAGCCUGGCCACAGUCAUCUCUCCUGCAUUAGCUGAGCUGAAGGCAAGACAGGAGCAGGUAAAUGGGAACCCCAUGGUCCUGGAUGAGCUGAGAGAGGCCAUCCUGCUGGCUGAGGAGGCUUACCCCGGCAUCUCCGAUUCCUUGGUGGCCCACAUGGUCCACAGGCUCCAGAGUUUCUCCACAAGCAGGACAUCCUCCUCCUCCCCAUAGUGAUUGGCUCUCUGCCCCAACCCUGCUCUCCCAGGCCCCCACCCCCCCCAAAUACCACAGCCAGGUCAGAGGGUUAAAAGUCAGGGGUCAACUCAUUCAAUACCAGCUGACCAUGUUUGACCUUCCAUGUGGGGGGGGGCGCUAAUCUAGCCUGUAAAAAUUACUGAACUCCAAAGCGGAGGACAACAGAGAAACUCUGGAGAGCUUCUUUUAGCCACUUAUGAGAGGGGAAGUUUGGGGGCCAGCAGAACCCAUGGAUUCGGCUGUGAUGGAACAAGACUCAAAGUCAGAGCAACCCGCCAGAACAAAACAUCAACAGCCAAGUCGGACUCUGGGCUCUGUAGAUGCAAGACUUCUCCAGCCUCACAGCUUGGAGUCUCUAAAUGGAAUUUGCUCGAUGAGGAGCUGAAAAUCUCCCCCCAAAUCCAAGACAAGACUUCAGUCCCCCUCUUAAUGCAGGCGUCAUAUCCCCAGAACCUCUGAAAGCAUGCUUGAUGAACCUGCAGGGAUAUUAUCUUAGUGUGCGAGCUGCGUGUGUGUGUGUGUGUGUGUGUGUGUGUGUGUGUGUGUGUGCGCGCGCGCUUGAAUGCACAACAUGUGUGUGGGCACCUUUGAGCGUGUUUGUGUGUGUGCGUGCGUGUGCGUAUGUGUGUGCGCAUGUGUGCUCUUGCGUAUGUAAGACUCCCUGUUUAGGCAAAUUGCAGCAUUCUUAAUGAAACCUCAGGUAAAGUGCUUUAAGUGGACUUUGUCCUCCAAGGCAGUGGGGGGAGGAGGGGGAGGAGGAGGAGGAGGAGGAGGAGGAGGAGGGGGGAGGGGGGGUCGCCAUGCUGUACAUGAUUACAAGUUGUCAUUGCGGGAAAUGAAUCACUGUGUACAAAAUGGUCAUGCGCAUUUUGUAGAUAUUGAUAAUGUUUAAAAGUAGAUAUUUAAAGAUUUCAAAAGUUACUCCAACAGAAAGAACAGAAAAUGCCUUGCCUUUUUGAGAUACACACAUCUAUGUUCUGGCAUUUCAUCACAGAUUUAGUUUGUUUUAUUUACUCGUCAGUGAGUGAAAUUCAGUUCAGUAUUCAUCAGUGUUUUCUUUAAGUGACUGAGUUCCAAUCUUCCAUCUCAAUCACCUGCUGAAUCAUCGAACUAACUAUGAUACUCAGCUUACUUUGUUUAGAGGCAGAGCUUUUCCUUUGUUUUUGUAGUCAGGGGGAAAACUCCCACCUGUACCUAUGUUUAGACAAUUUAAGUCAGUUUUUAAAUUGUUUAGGACAAGAAUGAAGGUAGAUGUGUCAGCAGUGGCUCUUUAAUAACAAUAUUGAGCAGAGCCGAGGACAAUUACAAGGAGGAACCACUAUGGGCGGUUUGAAUGCUGAUAUCAUGUGAAGUAUUAUUUUUCCUUGGCUUGUAAUUUAUCCUCAGCAUUACUUACAAAACUAAAGUGGGGGUGAGGAAUAACUGGCAAGGACCAUUGUAGGCAAUCACAUCAUGACACUUGCUCAUGGCCAAACUAAACCAUAUAUCAGGACAAGCCAAGCUGCAGACAUCAAUGCCAUCCUUAUUUCCUCACUCCAGACAUGUGUUCUAACUUCCACACCAUGCUAUAGAAGUGCCAUGUCCUCUUUUACGCUUUCACCAGAUGUUUGUAGUAUGAUUUGCACCUUUGUUUUCUAAUUUUCAGAUCAGUUUUUUGCACUUUGAAAGUGUGUCGAGUAUUUAAAGAAACCUGUAAGAGGAAAGAAAACACAAAACGAAAAAAGUUGCUAAUAGCCAUGUUUUACUAUAUAUGUUUACUUAAGAGUUCCAGAAUUUACUACUGUGCUAAUGCAGCAAUAAUGUUGAGGAGUUGCAUCAAGACGCACUUGUCAACACAGGGAUUGAAAGAAAUUAAGAAAUAUCUGAUAUUUUUAUAACUGCAAAGAGUUAAGUAUGGAAAUAUGGAAUGCUUUAUGGAUAUGGGCACCUGCCUCCUGGCAAAAAAUAUCUAUACCUUACAGAAAAACAUAUGCUACGGAAAUAACUACAAAAUGUGUACAUUUGGUCUCCUUUAUCAUAGCUGACAGUUUAUAGUACUGUAUAUAAUCUUUGCUUGUGUCAUUUGAGAAUUCCCAAGUUAAAUGUAAGCUCCUUGUAAGCUUUCAAAGUGACAUGAGAAAUAAAGAUCUAAUGGUAACUGAGAA